This is a messenger RNA of Cherax quadricarinatus, 1069 nucleotides long. RefSeq lists its product as uncharacterized. The record is from RefSeq and is a predicted model, not a curated record. Lineage: Eukaryota; Metazoa; Arthropoda; Malacostraca; Decapoda; Parastacidae.
AGGGAUUUACAAUCUCACUAAGAUGAAAGUAGUACUAUUGGUGACUCUGGUUGGACUGGCGGCGUGCCAGUUCGGGUUCCAACCACAGAGACAGUUUUUCCAACCUCAAAGACAGUUCUUCAGGGGCCCACCUCAACAACAGUUCUUCAGGGGCCCACCUCAGGGCUUUAACAGAUUCGUGCCACAAGGCGGGUUUGGUGUCCAGCCUGACGACGUUCGUGGUGGCAGUGCCUACUACUUCUCUUGGAGACACGACGGUGGUAGACAGUACACUGGCAAUGCUGCCUUCGGUGUGUGUCGAAGUCUAGGAGGCGGGUGGCAGCCCGUGGGUAUUAGCUCCCCUGAUGAAUCCAAUUACAUCAACAGCAUUGUCGGAGGAGAGGGACUGCAGUAUAUCUGGACCGGUGCUGUUAAAUCUGGCCGUGGCUUCGCAUGGUUGAACGGCGAGCCUUUCAAUUUUGCUGACUGGUCCCACACAGGGGGAGCUCGCCGACCUCAGCCCGACAACCGUGAGGGUGGUCAGGAGAACUGCCUGGCCGUCCUCAACAACUUCUAUGGUGAUGGUAUCAAGUGGCAUGACGUAGCCUGUCACCACGAGAAAGCUGUCAUCUGUGAACGUCGUGCUUAGAUCUCUCUCUCUCUAUCUCUCUCUCUCUCUCUCUCUCUCUCUCUCUCUCUCUCUCUCUCUCUCAUUCUCCUCAUUUUCCUCCCAUACCUCCCUAUAACUAUCUCCCAAACGUCUCCUCACUGUCACAACUCCUCACUUUCUCAUACGGAAACUCGCUACAGGAAGAUCAAUAUUACUGUGAGCAUGUCAUAAACCCGGCCCCUAUUCUUCCCUCUCUAUCGCUUAAUACAACUCCUUCCACUAUGUUCUCAGCUCUCAUUCCGCCUGUAGUUCAUGUCAGCUAAGUGCUCUUGUUCUGGAUCUUACCAAACGUUUCACUUGCAGUAUUUUCAACCAUUCUUUACGCCUAAUAAUAUUAUUUCUAAAAAUAAGGAGUAUUACAAGAUCUUUUAGCUGAGAAUUCAUCCAAUAUAUUUUUCUCCUGAUAUAUACAUAUAUAUA